This is a messenger RNA of Jaculus jaculus (lesser Egyptian jerboa), 1539 nucleotides long. Its product is annotated as pancreatic alpha-amylase. The coding region runs from base 4 to 1539 and encodes 511 amino acids. The transcript has 10 exons. The record is from RefSeq and is a predicted model, not a curated record. Gene Ontology annotation, biological process: carbohydrate metabolic process. NCBI's taxonomy places the organism in Eukaryota, Metazoa, Chordata, Mammalia, Rodentia, Dipodidae. Gene Ontology annotation, molecular function: cation binding; alpha-amylase activity.
GAGAUGAGGUUCCUCCUGCUGCUCUCUGCUCUUGGGCUCUGCUGGGCUCAGUACUCCCCUCACACUCAGGAUGGACGCACAUCGAUGGUCCAUCUCUUUGAGUGGCGCUGGGUUGAUAUUGCUAAGGAAUGUGAGAGAUACUUAGGUCCCAAAGGAUUUGGAGGGGUUCAGGUCUCUCCACCUAAUGAAAAUAUUGUAGUUCACAACCCUUCAAGGCCUUGGUGGGAAAGAUACCAACCCAUCAGCUAUAAAAUAUGCACAAGGUCUGGAAAUGAAGAUGAGUUCAGAGACAUGGUGACGAGGUGCAACAACGUUGGUGUGCGCAUUUACGUGGAUGCCGUCGUCAACCACAUGUGCGGCGCAGCUGGUGGCGCGGGGACAAGCAGCACCUGUGGGAGUUACUACAACGCUAACAAGGAGGACUUCCCAGCAGUGCCGUACUCUGGGUGGGACUUUAAUGAUGGGAAGUGCCACACUUCCAACGGAGAAGUUCAGAACUACAAUGAUGCUAAUCAAGUCAGAAAUUGUCGUGUGUCUGGCCUCCUUGAUCUCGCACUUGAGAAAGACUAUGUUCGUACCAAGGUUGCUGACUACUUGAACCAUCUCAUUGACAUUGGUGUGGCUGGGUUCAGACUGGACGCCGCUAAGCACAUGUGGCCUGGAGACAUAAAGGCAUUUUUGAAUAAACUGCAUAACCUGAAUACAAGGUGGUUCUCUGCAGGAAGUAGACCUUUCAUUUAUCAAGAGGUAAUUGACCUGGGUGGUGAGGCAAUCUCCAGUAGUGAAUACUUUGGAAAUGGCCGUGUGACAGAAUUCAAAUAUGGUGCAAAACUGUGCACAGUGAUCCGCAAAUGGAAUGGAGAGAAGCUGGCUUACUUAAAGAACUGGGGAGAGGGCUGGGGUUUGAUGCCCUCCGACAGAGCCCUUGCCUUCGUGGACAACCAUGAUAACCAGCGAGGACAUGGGGCCGGAGGUGCGUCAAUCCUGACGUUCUGGGACGCCAGAAUGUAUAAAAUGGCCGUUGGAUUUAUGCUCGCUCAUCCCUAUGGCUUCACACGAGUGAUGUCAAGUUACCGCUGGGACAGAAAUUUUCAGAAUGGCAAAGACGUUAAUGACUGGAUUGGACCACCAAAUAACAAUGGGGCGACCAAAGAAGUGACUAUCAAUCCAGACACUACUUGUGGAAAUGGCUGGGUCUGUGAGCAUCGCUGGCGUCAAAUCAGGAACAUGGUUGCCUUCAGAAAUGUAGUUAAUGGCCAGCCUUUUGCAAACUGGUGGGAUAAUGGGAGCAACCAAGUCGCCUUUGGGAGAGGAAACAGAGGAUUCAUUGUCUUUAACAAUGAUGACUGGGCACUGUCCACCACCUUACAAACUGGUCUUCCUGCCGGCACAUACUGUGACGUCAUUUCUGGAGAUAAAAUCGAUGGCAACUGCACGGGAAUUAAGAUCCAGGUUUCUGGCGAUGGCAGAGCUCACUUUUCUAUCAGUAACUCUGCUGAAGACCCAUUCAUUGCCAUUCAUGCUGAGUCUAAGUUGUAA